AUGCAGGCGCAGGGCGCGGGCUGGGACCGGCGGCGGCUCGGGGCACGGCUGCGGGCGGCACUGGCAGGGCUGCAGGAGCUGCACGGGCUGCGGGAGCGGCAGCAGGCGCGCGUGCGGGGGGCUCUGGGCGCGCAGCCCCCCGCGUCCGACGCGGACGUCCGCGCCCCCAGCGCCCUGGAUAGCUCUCUGGACAGCGCGCUGACUGCGCUCAAGGAGCAGUUGUCCCGUUUGCGGCAGCAGGACGUGGGGCUGAAGACCCACCUGGAGCACCUGGACCAGCACAUCAGCGAGCUGCGGCUGGGCGUGAGCAAGGGCACCUGCGAGCCUGCAGACAGCGACAGCCGGCCCAGCUCAGGCUUCUAUGAGCUGAGCGAUGCGGGGGGCUCCUGCUCCCGCUCCACUUCCUGCACCUCCAUCUGCAGUGAGCCUGUGGCCCCUGCCCGGCACAGGCUGCCCGGCGUUGAACCCCCCAUGACCCGCACUGGCCAGUACCGGCCCCGCUCAGCCGACGAGACCACCGUGCAUGCUGUGCUCCAGCCCCCAGGGAGGCUUCCCCAGGAGGACAGUCACACGGAGGUUAACAGAGGGACCUGGGCCAGGAUCCGGGCCAGGCCUGUGUCCACAGGUGAUCUGGAGAGGCUCAUGCCAGCCAGGCUGGGGACCCCUCAGACAACAGGCCCCGACGCCCUGCUCCGCCCAGGCCUCGGCACCCUGCCCCUCGAGGUGGAUCCCACCUACCAGAGUGACCUGGUUUCUGAGCGCGGGAAUGAGGUGUACCCCUACCCCAGCCCCCUGCACGCCGUAGCCCUGCAAAGCCCCCUAUUCGUGCUGACCAAGGACACCCCCAAGGCUGGCAGUAGCGAGCCUCCCAGGACGCCUGGUCCUGGCUCCCUGGGCAAGACCUCUGUCCAGCCCCGCCCCGCCUCCCUGGGGCACCCAGCAGGGGCCUACAUUGACAAGCUGCUGCAGCGGAAUUGGGGGCGAGGAGGGGCCCUGAGUUGUGGCGGGGCUGAGCGAGGGCCCCCUAGGAGCGGGGAGUCCAAACCUCAGUGGGCAGGCGGUGGACGCAGUAUGGACCUGCAGAAUGGACUCCAGAGACAGGGCUGUUCUCAGGGGCUCCGGGAAGUGGGAUCUGGCACACAGAGCUGGGGGGUCCCCGGGAGGCACCCCGCGGGGCCUGCACCUGUGUCCCUGGGGGACAGCCAGCAGUCCACCACCCUUCGAGAAUCUUGCGUGCCCUCCAAGGGCUGCCUCCUGGAGAAAACCUCCUGGGACCAGCUCCUGCUGCAGCAAGAACAGCCCACCUGUUCCUGCCCCCAAGCCAGGCCACCGCCCCCCAGCCCCCACUGCCGGGAUGAUGUGGCUGACUUGUCCUUUAAGAAGGAGGAUGUCCACUGUCACUCGCUGCUCACAGAGCGGCCUGCCCACUCACUGACCGCUGAAGCCCAUCCUGAGUUGCCGGGAGCUGGCCAUCCCGGAGUCCAGUCCAGGAACGGCAGGCGCAAGAAGAGGGGCUGCAGAGAGGCCCCGUGCCUCCCCGAGAGGCCACAAGGGGCGCCUGAGGUGUCUUGGCUGCCUUUGGCAUGGGGUGCUUCUCCUGGGCAUCCCGGGGAAGGCAGUACUGGCAAAGCGGCAGGCAUGGGCCCAGGGCUGCCUGGCCGGUCCUGCUCUGAGACCAGCCUCUACCCCAUCCCCUUCCUGGUGCCCCUGGUGGUGACGCAGCAGGAGGGUGGCCAUGUGUCCACUCAGGCCCUGUACCCAUUGGGCGCCAUCUCUCUCGCCAUGGUGGCCGGCAGCCGGGCCAGGGGGGCGCCACCAAAGUGGCAGUCCUCCGGGGAGAUCUCAGCCAGGGCCCCUCCUGCCGGCACCCCCGCCCAGCCUGGCCUGGUACUCCGUAGGCCUCCCGGCAGGAGUGCUCAGCGUCCCCGGGGUAGGCCUCCCAUGUCCUGGCCAGGGCCCUGUGACCCCAGCACAUUGCAGCUCCCCAAGAACUGGGCCGAGAGGGGCCCCCUUCCCCCCUCCCCCAUUGCGGAGACCAGCGAGGACGAGAGUGGUAGUGACCACACUGCCAACCGCUUCGGGGAUGCAGAGUCCAGUGACAUCGAGGAUGAGGGCAGCUGGGUGCCCAGCCAAGGGACUACCGGGCAAGGGGACCCGAGAAGGCUGUCCGCAGCUUCCCCAGAGCCCCCGAGGGCCAGUGUGGGGCCCAGGCCGCCCCGAGUCAAGGCCUCCAGGGCGCUAAAGAAGAAGAUUCGCAGAUCGCAGCCCCUGUCCCUCCGAGUCCUGUCGAUGGUGUGAGUGGGAGGGGCAGAAACCGCAGCGCACACACAAGCUGGCUCCACGCUCGGCUGUCCCUGUGCAGUGGCUCCCUGUCACCUGGGGAAAUGGCUUGCCCAUGAAGGGUCUGCUGCCGGGGCAACCAGUGAGCUUCGGCAUCCGCGGGCCAGUCAGGCGCUUCCAGCGGCGCCCUGGUCACCACGGUCUGCUUCUCUGCAAUGCUUCAGCCAGGGUGAGCCCGACCCUCCCCAGCCACCUUCUGAGCCAGAUGGGACCCUGGAUGAACAAACCCUCCAGAUGUGGGUGCUGCCUUCCCAAUAAAGUCCCCUUCUCCCA
Echinops telfairi (small Madagascar hedgehog) is the source of this 2613-nucleotide messenger RNA. It is a transcript of the gene DACT2, whose product is annotated as dishevelled binding antagonist of beta catenin 2. The transcript has 4 exons. Gene Ontology annotation, biological process: negative regulation of nodal signaling pathway. Bases 1 to 2298 code for a protein of 765 amino acids. NCBI's taxonomy places the organism in Eukaryota, Metazoa, Chordata, Mammalia, Afrosoricida, Tenrecidae. The record is from RefSeq and is a predicted model, not a curated record. Gene Ontology annotation, cellular component: cytoplasm.